Molecule: messenger RNA, 393 nt
Organism: Ilex paraguariensis (yerba mate)
Lineage: Eukaryota; Viridiplantae; Streptophyta; Magnoliopsida; Aquifoliales; Aquifoliaceae
Source: the annotation of a GenBank genome assembly
AUGGACUCCAGCAAUGGUGUGAGCUCGUGUGAGAGUGUUCCACAAGAAUGCAGUGCGACAAUACGGAACUGUUUUUUCGAAGAGAACGAGAGAAGCUAUUGGGUCUCCAAAGGUGGCGUAGCGAAGAAUGAGAGCAGCAGAGAUAGAGACACUACGUGGAAGAAGACCAGUGAGGAUGGCGAUUGCAUGGGUCUGUUGGGUUUGUUGGAGGGACUGUGUGGAGGAACAGAAUGGGAGGAUAGUGGGUUUGGGGGGGAGGCGAAGAGUGUGAGCAUUUCUGAACAUAGAAAGACAACAAAGCCUUGUUUCAAAACACCGUCGCUGGGUUUUGGGGUGGCGACUGGCGGAGAAACGGCGGAGGAUGGCCUCCGGCGAACUGAUGACUCAACGUGA